GUAUCCAAAAUUAUGUAUUCAUUUAAAUUAUUGAAUAUUACAGAUUGUGGUUUCCUUGUGUGGAUUCAUAUUCAGAGCCAUGUACAUGGAAAAUGGAGUUCACUGUUGAUUCUUCAAUGGUGGCUGUUUCAUGUGGAGAUCUUGUAGAAACUGUUUUUACAUCAGAUAUGAGGAAAAAGACGUAUCAUUAUUAUCUUUCUGUUCCAACUUGUGCUCCAAAUAUUGGAUUAGCUGUUGGACCAUUUGAAAUAUUGGUUGAUCCCUACAUGCAUGAAGUUACACAUUUUUGCUUACCACAAUUAUUACCACUUUUGAAACAUUCUACAUAUUUUUUGCAUGAGACAACAGCCACUGACAAGGAACAUAUAAAAUGGCCAUAUUUUGUAUGUAAUUUUGCUAUAAAAAAACAAAUUCCUGAAGAAAUUUCUGCUGCUUAGAGGUGGCCAUUAUUG
Centruroides sculpturatus (bark scorpion) is the source of this 452-nucleotide messenger RNA. RefSeq names its product transcription initiation factor TFIID subunit 2-like. The record is from RefSeq and is a predicted model, not a curated record. The transcript has 3 exons. Gene Ontology annotation, biological process: transcription initiation at RNA polymerase II promoter. Gene Ontology annotation, cellular component: transcription factor TFIID complex. Bases 93 to 437 code for a protein of 114 amino acids. Lineage: Eukaryota; Metazoa; Arthropoda; Arachnida; Scorpiones; Buthidae. Gene Ontology annotation, molecular function: RNA polymerase II general transcription initiation factor activity; transcription cis-regulatory region binding; chromatin binding.